Messenger RNA from Lottia gigantea (owl limpet), 3178 nucleotides. RefSeq lists its product as hypothetical. The transcript has 11 exons. Lineage: Eukaryota; Metazoa; Mollusca; Gastropoda; Lottiidae. The record is from RefSeq and is a predicted model, not a curated record. Gene Ontology annotation, biological process: L-serine biosynthetic process. The coding region runs from base 46 to 1632 and encodes 528 amino acids. Gene Ontology annotation, molecular function: NAD binding; phosphoglycerate dehydrogenase activity.
CAACUGUCAGUCAAGUAAGAAGAGGGAGUUACAAAAUUUGUCAAAAUGGUUAUAUCACUGAAAAAAGUUUUGAUUAGUGAUGAAAUCGAUGAAAAAUGUGUGAACAUUUUGAAAAAGAAGGGAGUUGAAGUGGUGAAAAAUACCAAAUUGUCAAAAGAAGAGCUGAUAGCUGAAAUUCCAAAAUAUGAUGGUUUAAUAGUUCGUUCAGCAACAAAAGUGACAGCAGACGUCAUCUCAGCAGCAAGUAAUCUGAAGAUUAUCGGUCGUGCUGGAACUGGGGUUGAUAAUAUUGACUGUAAUGCUGCCACACAAAGAGGGAUUAUUGUUAUGAAUACUCCAGGUGGAAAUACCUUGAGUGCAGCAGAACACACCUGUGCCUUGAUUGUCACCAUGUCUAGAGAAAUUCCUAAUGCUGCCCAAUCUAUGAAAGAAGGCAAGUGGGACAGAAAGAAGUAUAUGGGAAAUGAAUUGAAUGGAAAAACCCUCGCCAUCAUUGGACUCGGAAGAAUUGGAAAGGAAGUGGCCUUAAGGAUGCAGUCUUUUGGAAUGACGACCAUUGGAUUUGACCCGAUAAUUGGUGGAGAUGUCAGUUCAGAAUUUGAUGUGGAGUGGAUGAAACUAGAAGAGUUAUGGCCCUUGGCAGACUAUAUAACUGUCCAUACUCCUUUGAUCCCUCAAACCAAAAAUUUGAUAAAUGAUGAAGUAUUCAGUAAAUGUAAGAAAGGUGUUAAAGUGAUUAACUGUGCUAGAGGUGGUAUAAUAGAUGAAGAAGGCUUAUUCCGAAAUUUAGAGACUGGUCAGUGUGGAGGAGCUGGGUUAGAUGUUUUUGUCCAGGAACCACCUACAGACUUUAAACUUAUCAAACAUCCUAAAGUCAUAGCAACACCACAUCUUGGUGCUAGUACCUAUGAAGCUCAGAGUCGAGUUGCAGUGGAAAUAGCAGAACAGUUUCUUGAUCUCUCUGAAGGUCUCAAAUUAUUUGGUGCAAUAAAUGCUCCAGCCUUAGCAAAUGCUUUAAGUCCAGAAACUCAGCCAUGGGUGCAACUAGCUGCAAGUCUGGGGUGCUUGUCACAGGCUAUUUCAACUGGAUCAUCACCCAAACAGAUCACUCUGACUGCCAGUGGUGCAAGCUUACAAUCUGGUGGAUCAUACCUUCCUGCUGCUUUUCUGUCUGGGUUUCUUCAGACUUCUGGUGCUGGUGAUAGCAAAGUGAACUUCAAUCUGAUCAAUUCUCCAGUAGUAGCUAAAGAAAGGGGGAUUCAAGUGAAUUUUAAAACUGAGAAGUCAGAUGAAGAAUUAGUAAAGGUGUCACUGGAAAGUGACGGACAAUCGCUGGUGUUAAGUGGGACAGUGUCUGGGACCAGUCCAGUACUUGUCCAGAUACAGAACUCUUGUUUCUCUCUACCCCCAGCUCUACAAGGUCCAAUCUUACUCUACAGUGCUGACAAUAAUACUCAAGUUCUUCCCAAACUUACAGGGGAACUUCUUAAAGCUGGAGCACAGAUUUCAAGUUUUGCUUCCUCAACACCAAACGGUCUGACAUGGGGCUUGGUGAAUCUAGCAUUACCUAUAAAUAGCCAACUAGAGGGUGUUAAAUCUGAUUUAAAAUCUUUAGUUCAACUUACUAUUUAAGGUUCCAUCCAUUUCGAAUUAUCUCCCUUCACUUACCCUAAAAGGGUAACAAAAAUUCACUUAAAGAUGGCUUUCCAUAUUUUUUAGUGUCAAAUUAUGCAAACUAUUUGAUUAAUUGGUGUUUCUGGUGAAUUAUCAUGUAUUCUUAAUCAUAUCAUUAUGUUCUUAUUGCAUAUAAUUAAGAGUUUUAACCAAUCUUAAAUGUCCAUGUAUGUACAGUCUGGAUAAACAAAAAAAGACGUUUUGACCUUUCUUGAUCGGUCAGUCAUUGGAAUUCUGUUAGUAAUUCUCUUCUAAUUUAGCCAAUUAUGAAUUAAUUAUGGACAUGUAAAACAAACUGGUAUUUUUCCAAGUCAUUAUUAGAACACCUCUACUUUCUAUUCAUAUAAGUAUUAGCAUUUUCAUAAAUGAAAAUAAGGGAACCCAUCUUUAAGUUAACACAUACUUAGUAAUGUAUAUUUAUUAGUUCAAUUUGCCAAUUCGGAUUCUAUUCCCCACUUAGCUUAAAAAGCUUGUUUUUUUUUCAUAUUUAGAUUUUUAAAAUACUCCGCAUUCUACAUGUUUUAAUUCUGAGAAAAUGCUCAAUUUAUUGAAUUUUUAUCCAUGACUGUAAUUUUUCUGCAUUUAAUUGUGUAUGUAAAUAAUGAUUAUUGUGCAUUUAUUUUAGAGAAGGGUUAUUUUUAUAACCCCACAUGGAAAUUUGGACGUAUAUUGCGGUCGCCCCUGUCUGUCGGACCGUCAACAUUUGUUGUGAACACAAUAGAGACUUCAGUUUUCAACUGAUUUUAAUGAAACAUGGUGUGAUCAUAUAUAUUGAGGCGAUAAUUUGAUCUAUUUGGGUUAUUGAUAUUGAUUUUUAAAAAUUUGGUGGAAUUUCUCAGCAUAAAUAACUGGUAGUAAAUAUAUAUAUCAUUAAAUUCAAACUAGUAAAAUUUCUUUAAUAAGAGAAAAUUCAUACUUUAGUCACUAAAUACUGUUUUAUCAUUUCUGACAGCUGUCAGUGGGCGUAUGUUACCUUGCCUGGCAAGCUAUCUUUUCAUAUAUUGUUGAAAUAUGGAGAAUUUUGUGUUUGAUUUUUGUUUUAAAAACUACUAAUAGUAUCAUGAUAUGAAAGUGUAAUAUUUCAAAAUCACAACAAGAAAAUCGACCUAUAUCAACAUUUAUUUUCCUAAAAACAACGCACAGGCACACAACCGAGGAUCACCCUCUUGAAUUCAACUCAAGGUGAUGUCUGGUGUUUCUAUAAAUAGACAUCAGAAGAACAGUGGACAGAGGAAGCGAUCGUUAACUUGUCAUCUACCAACCAACCAACAGUGGACCACUCUCUGGAAUAUAGUCCAGAGUUUAGAGUUACGAAGAUCCUUCGUCUACAAUUGAAUAACAAAAUAUCCAAAGAAACGGCCCUUUUUAGGGCCAUCCCCAUUAUAGACCUUACCAAAGUUUCACUGAAGUGGUUUCAGUCACAAGUCUUCGGAGUUGUUUUCCAACAGUGGUCCAGUAAUCAGUAUUCUCUACAAAAAAAUAAAUUAAAUUGUCUUUGAAAGUU